This is a messenger RNA of Cotesia congregata, 504 nucleotides long. The record is from the annotation of a GenBank genome assembly. Lineage: Eukaryota; Metazoa; Arthropoda; Insecta; Hymenoptera; Braconidae.
AUGGUUUGGUCUCGCCCACCGGGUGAUCCAAGAGUUUGGUCUAUUGUUGAAACUGUCAAGGCAGAUGGAAAAAAAGUUAAAUUCAUAAUUCAAGAGAUACCUCCGAACAGAUAUGCAGAAGCUCUAGAUCAUUUGUGCACUGUUUUCAUUUCAAGCGAACCGGCAUGUCGAAGUAUCAAAUUGAUUGAUGAUGCAGAAUCAGUAGCUGAAAUACGAGCUUUUUGGACUACAGCUCUCAAUCACGGAAUUUCCAUCGGUGUAUAUGAAGCAGAUGAAAACAAUCAAAUAUCUAAAUUUGCCGGAAUGAAUGUAUUAGUAAUGGGUCAUAAAGAUGAAGAUAAGACGAUUACACCUAUUAAGGCGAGUCUUUUUUUAUUUCGUCAUAAUACUAAUGCUGAAGAAAAAAGUUUUCUCUUAAAAGAAUUUGCAAUCGAUUCCUUUCAUAAUUUUUUCAAGAAUAUGAGUGAAGAAAUGAAAUCGUGUUCAUUUAUCCCAUUAUUUUAA